Messenger RNA from Cuculus canorus (common cuckoo), 2209 nucleotides. RefSeq names its product alkB homolog 1, histone H2A dioxygenase (gene ALKBH1). The record is from RefSeq and is a predicted model, not a curated record. Lineage: Eukaryota; Metazoa; Chordata; Aves; Cuculiformes; Cuculidae. Gene Ontology annotation, molecular function: oxidative RNA demethylase activity; ferrous iron binding; broad specificity oxidative DNA demethylase activity. The transcript has 6 exons. Gene Ontology annotation, cellular component: nucleus; cytoplasm. Gene Ontology annotation, biological process: oxidative RNA demethylation. The coding region runs from base 36 to 1151 and encodes 371 amino acids.
CCGCUGCGCCCUCCGCCCUCCCCGCCCGGGCCAAAAUGUCGGUGGGGGUGGCUGCGGCCCUGACCCGGGAGGGAGGGGAGGACGCCUUCCGCCGGCUUUUUCGCUUCUACCGGCAACGUGACACGUUGGAUUUGAGGGGCGUUGUGGACUUCUCCGCACCGGGGGCCCAGGUGUUCAGAUCACAGCUCAGUAUUUCUUCAGUCAGUGAUCAAGAUGCCUACAGAGCUGGAUUACAGCCAGUUAGGCAGUGGAAAGCCUAUGGCCUCAAUGGGUAUCCGGGGUUUAUUUUCAUACUGAACCCUUUCCUUCCGGGCUGCCAGCGUCACUGGGUGAAACAGUGUCUCAAGCUGUACCCCCAGAAACCCAAUGUCUGCAACCUGGACCUGCACAUGCCUCCUGAGAAGACCUUUGACCUGUGGGGACAGAGCAAGGAGCAGCUGAGAAGGAAAGAUUCCAGUAAACGGGAGCCCAGAAGCUUGUUGGAGAAGCUGCGAUGGGUGACCCUUGGUUACCAUUAUAAUUGGGAUACCAAGAAGUACUCAGCAAAUCACCACACUCCUUUCCCCUCAGACCUUGCAUUCCUGUCAGAACAAGUGGCUGCAGCCUGUGGGUUCCAAGGUUUCCAAGCCCAAGCAGGGAUCUUGAACUACUAUCAUUUUGACUCUUCACUGGGAAUUCAUGUAGAUGAGUCUGAACUAGACCAUUCUCGGCCCCUUUUAUCAUUCAGUUUUGGGCAAUCCUCAAUAUUUUUGCUCGGGGGCCUGAAGCGGGAGGAAGCCCCAACAGCAAUGUUCAUGCACAGUGGAGAUAUCAUGGUGAUGUCUGGCUUCAGCCGUCUGCUGUACCAUGCUGUCCCCCGGGUCCUCCCCAACCCUGAAGGGACAGCUUUGCCUUCAUGCCUGGACCAAGCACUUCCUUCAGACCUCCCUGCUGGCUCAGUCCUUGAGCACAGCUCUGAUGAGGAUUGGCAGGUCUGUGCCAAGUACUUGGAAUCUUCCCGCAUUAAUAUGACUAUUCGGCAGGUUUUGGCUGAAGGUCAGAAAUUUCCAGAGGAAUCUGGGGCAAAUGGAAAGGGCCAGGCACCCUCUGAAGACAGUCACCAUCAGGAGAACAGCAGAGCCAAGAGACAUAAACCAAAUACAGACAGCUGAGACACGGAGAUCAUGCUGACAUGGACUGGACAGACAACCUCUGUGUGGAACUGGGAACUAAUGUAAUCACAUAGAACUCACUCGUCUGUAUUGGGAUUAAUAAACUUUUGCAGGAUGAAUGUACUCCUUGCUGUAAGAAAUAUGGUGGGGGAGAAAAAGAAUCUAAAAAGAAAAGAAGGUCAGGACUGGGACUUAGGAGAUGAACUCUAUUGCUGUUCUUUUGCAAAUGUUUACUGUUCUUGGUUCCCUUUAAAGCCCCUGAAUGUUGGAGAAUUAUAAGCUUUGUUUGGUGACAAGUCAUGACGUAUUUGGAAAUCAUUGGGCAGAAAGUGCAAGCAAAAGAUACAUAUCCUUAUGUGUUACAGAAUCCUAUUGGGCUUGUAAAGCUCAGCUGAAGGGCAGUUACAACUAUGAAUGAGAACAGGCUGCUGUGGGUGUGAGACAUACCUGCGACGUUUCCAAGAGAAUUCCCUCCAGAGCAAAAGUUGGUUCAGUGAUCAGAAAUGAGCAGCUCCCUUGAGCAACACCUGCUGUGAGCUUGCUGUGGUCCUGUGCUCUCCCUUUGCUUGCUUGUACCCCCUCAGCCACAGCAGAAACUAGUUUUAUGAGCAGAACGGGACUUCCCUUUGCAUACCUCAGAUUUUAGAGAGAAACAAUUGUACUUAGGAUUUCUAGUAGCUCCCAGCUGGGUUUACUCCCAACUGUAAGUAUGUGACUGAGCCCUAUGUUCCUUCAAAACUGCCCCCUCUUAAAGUGCCUGCAGAUUAUGGUUCUCUAGUCCCAAGCUAGAGUCUUUAAGGAACAGGAUGACUUGCAAGUAGAAGCAAUGGAGUUGUAAAUUAAGUACCUAAAAAAUUAAUCAGUGACUAUCUCUGUCACCCAGAGAUAAAUAUAUUGAAACAAGGAAAAGCACUAGCUUUUGUGCCUGUUCUCUUUAAGACUCAGACCUUCCUAUCUGCUUUUUAAUGCAAUUUUAAUUGUUGGAGUGGAAUGCACUAUCCCUGGGGUAUUUUGUUUCACUUUCCCAAUGAAUAAACUUACUUGGUUUUUAAAUUAAA